AACGUCUCGACUCCCUCAUUAUGCAAUAAAAAGAAGUAUUUUUCCCUCAAAACCCAAAUCCAUCCAUCAAAGGUGAAGAAGAAACACAAGAAUAGAUUGUGAGCUUUGGUGUUGCUUGAAUCUAGGGAUCUUGCAGAAGAACACCACCCUCAUCAACUUCUUAGCUAAGGAAACAAUCUCGUCCAUCUCGGCAAUGAUAGUAGCAAUAGGGAUAGCAUUUACUGUGGUGGUUGUUGCAUGGAUUUAUCAAGCGCUAAAACCUCCAAGUCCAAAGAUAUGUGGAACACCAAAAGGGCCUCCAAUAACUUCACCUAGGGUUAAGCUCAAUGAUGGCAGACAUUUGGCCUACAAAGAAUUUGGAGUUCCUAAGGAAAUGGCUCAACACAAAAUCAUUUUGACACAUGGCUACAAUGCUUCCAAACAUAUGCAUUUAGCUGUUUCACAAGAAUUUAUGGAGGAGGUUAAAGCAUAUAUAGUGUUAUAUGACAGAGCUGGUUAUGGAGACAGUGACCCGUAUCCAUCACGGUCAGUAAAAACAGAAGCAUUUGACAUUCAAGAAUUAGCAGACAAAUUGGAGCUUGGAAGCAAAUUUUAUGUAAUUGGAUGUUCAUUAGGAGCAUACCCUAUUUGGAGUUGUCUAAAAUACAUUCCACACAGACUGUUAGGAGCUUCGUUGGUAGUUCCUUUUGUGAAUUAUUGGUGGCCUUCGAUUCCAUCAGCUUUGUCAACACAAUCUUUUAAAGAGCUUCCUAAAGUAUUCCAAUAUACAUUUGGAAUUGCACAUUACACACCUUGGUUGUACUAUUGGUGGACCAAACAAAAAUGGUUCCGAUCACUGGCCGUUGAAGUUUUGUUCACUGAUUCUGAUUUAAAGUUAUUAAAGGAGGUCUUGGAUUGUCCAACUAUUUCUCUGGAAAAAAUAAGACAGCAAGGUGAAUACGAAUGCCUUCAUCGAGACAUGCUUGUUGCUUUUGGGAAAUGGGAGUUUGAUCCUCUUGAAUUGACAAAUCCAUUCACUGAGAAUAAGGGGUCUGUUCAUAUGUGGCAAGGUGGCGCCGACCGUCUCGUCCCGAUCGAGUUUAGUCAUUUUAUAGCACAGAAACUUCCAUGGAUUCAGUAUCAUGAGGUUCCCAAUGCUGGCCAUUUAGUAGUUCAUGAAACUGAAAGCUUUAAAGCCAUAAUAAGGGCACUUCUUGCUGGAUAAUUAAAUUCGUUCUUCUGCUAUCAUUUACUGUUGUGUUGAACAAGUGUGUGAUGUCCAUGUAAAAUGAACUGAAUUGUACUUCUUUGUGUUGUUGUUUGUUUUUGUUUUUGUUUUUUUUUUUUUUUUGUUGUU
This is a messenger RNA of Benincasa hispida (wax gourd), 1336 nucleotides long. RefSeq lists its product as uncharacterized. NCBI's taxonomy places the organism in Eukaryota, Viridiplantae, Streptophyta, Magnoliopsida, Cucurbitales, Cucurbitaceae. The record is from RefSeq and is a predicted model, not a curated record.